AUGUCGACCAUAUCGGAGAUAGCAAAAGUCACCGUUGACAAAAUACUACUUUUCGGUGACUCAAUCACCGAAAUGAGCUACAACCAAGAAUUUGGCUUUAAUCUCGCACCGGCACUCCAACACGAGUAUUUCCGCAAACUCCAAGUCGUGGCUCGUGGCUACGGUCACCAGUGGGUAUUGAUUUUGCUUUACGUUGUGACUUUAUAUUUUCUUAAAGUCGAGGAAGCUGGCGGCAGCAUAAUCAGGCUUAUGACCAUCUUCUUUGGCACGAACGAUGCUGGUGUUGAUGCGGUGUCGCUGGAGAGGUUUGCAGUUAAUCUUACAUUUAUUGCCAAAAUGGUAGUUGGGCGCGAAAUUCCUCUCAUCAUUGUUGGCCCGGCGCCAAUCAACGAGUACGUGGACGUUGCGGGGAAGGUUACGAUGAGAAAUCUAGAGUACUCCAACGCAGCCUCCAAGGUUGCAAGUGAGCUUGGGGUACCUUUCAUUGAUCUUUGGCAUGCGUUUCUAGAGUCCAAGGGCUGGAUAGAGGGAGAUCCUAUUCCUGGCAAAAGGGGAGACAAGAGUGGGCAGACCUUGGACGAUUUACUCAGCGACGGGGUGCAUUUUACUGGCAAAGGGUACAAGCUCUGGUACAAUCUUUUGUUUCAGACCAUCAGAGAUAGAUAUCCAGAGUUGGGGACUGAGAAAUUAUCGACCAUUCUUCCGCAUAUCUUCGAUGUUGAUAAUUCGGACUUGCCUGCCAGUCUGUGGCAGGAUGUGAAGGAGGAAAAGCUCAAAGUGGGCACAGAGAUCAAAUCAGAGUUAUGA
This is a messenger RNA of Hyaloscypha bicolor E, 807 nucleotides long. RefSeq names its product SGNH hydrolase. The transcript is spliced from 3 exons. Bases 1 to 807 code for a protein of 268 amino acids. NCBI's taxonomy places the organism in Eukaryota, Fungi, Ascomycota, Leotiomycetes, Helotiales, Hyaloscyphaceae. The record is from RefSeq and is a predicted model, not a curated record.